AUGUCCGCGCAAAUGGACGAACUUCCAACAGAGCUCCUGUGGUCCAUCUGCGACAACCUCGAGCUGACAUACCUCGACGUUCGCCUCUUCCAGGUGUCCGCAUUUGAAGAUUUCGAAAAGAACACCUCCCAAGAUCCAUCCAUCGUCUCGGUUGUCGCGCUGGCGGCGGUGUCAAAAACGUGUAGCUCGCUCCGAAUGGCCGCUCUACCCUUCAUUCAGGCCAUGAAAAAGAACACCAUUGUUCGCUUGGACAUGCGCAACUGCAACGAGCCUCGAUUCACCAUGGACAAGCCUCAUGGCGUCACGGUGUCAGAUGAUCUAUUCAAACAGUUCAGUCAYCUCGAGGUGAUUGUUCCAUGCAUGUUCACUCAACACCGCGAGAGAGAGCACGAUCAGACCAAGAACCUCACCAUGAAGUUCGGUAGGGUUGAAGGAGGUCGCUGGGUGAUGAGCUCUCUGGUCUGGGAGACUGUACUUCCUCCAGCAAUCUUCAACUACGGCUUGGUCCGUUUGGCGUUUGCAACCGAUGUCAUUACCGAAAUAGCCAUGGAGCUUGCCGACGAAACCCUGAACACAACCAUGGACGAUCUCGGCCUGCCCAGCAAGCUAGAGUGCUUGUGGGAGGAUCUCACUAUUCUGCCCGAUCAUCUCCGACACCAGACUUUCGGACAUAGAAGUGACGGAACGCGCAUUCGGCCACGACAAGCGAGGCCUUUCUCGAUGAUGCCAAUUGCGGAAGCUGUGGAGGAAUGCAGUGAGCAUUUGGGGGAGACGAAGCCACUCGAGCGUAAAGCGCACAAGAAGCUGGGAUGGCGCGGUACAGAUUGGAAGAAAAAUGUCCCGCUUCGGAAGUAA
Messenger RNA from Ramularia collo-cygni, 855 nucleotides. RefSeq lists its product as uncharacterized. The record is from RefSeq and is a predicted model, not a curated record. The transcript has a single exon. Lineage: Eukaryota; Fungi; Ascomycota; Dothideomycetes; Mycosphaerellales; Mycosphaerellaceae. Bases 1 to 855 code for a protein of 284 amino acids.